GUUAGAUUGUACCGCAGCUUUGGCGCAUUUUCGGCUGGUUUGAUUCAUCCAUUUUGAAGAGACGGGGAGCGGGGGGCUCUUCUGAUCCAGGGGCCCAGAACCAAGGAGUGGCGGAGUUUGAGAAGGCAGCGGCUCGGGGUUCGGCGACAGCGGCCCCAUCGCCGAAGUUCGGGGGGGGUGGGGCGCCGAGCGCGCGGGGAGGGGGGGGUCCUGGUCUUUGGCUUCUCGACUCGGUCCUGUUUCGACAGCGAACAUGUCUCGGCCUGUCAGAAAUAGGAAGGUCGUUGAUUAUUCACAGUUUCAGGAGUCUGAUGAUGCAGAUGAAGAUUAUGGAAGAGAUUCAGGUCCUCCCACUAAGAAAAUCCGAUCAUCUCCUCGAGAAGCUAAAAAUAAGAGACGGUCUGGAAAGAAUUCACAGGAAGACAGUGAGGACUCAGAAGAAAAAGAUGUGAAGACCAAGAAGGAUGAUUCUCAUUCAGCAGAGGACAGUGAAGAUGAAAAAGAUGAUCACAAAAAUGUGCGCCAGCAGCGGCAGGCAGCAUCUAAAGCAGCUUCCAAACAGAGAGAGAUGCUCAUGGAAGAUGCGGGGAGUGAGGAAGAGCAAGAGGAAGAGGACGAGGCACCAUUCCAGGAGAAAGAUUCGGGCAGUGAUGAAGAUUUCCUAAUGGAAGACGAUGAUGAUAGUGACUAUGGCAGUUCAAAAAAGAAGAACAAAAAGAUGGUUAAGAAGUCCAAACCUGAGAGAAAAGAAAAGAAAAUGCCCAAACCCAGGCUAAAGGCUACAGUGACACCAAGUCCAGUGAAAGGCAAAGGGAAAGUGGGUCGUCCCACAGCUUCCAAGGCAUCAAAGGAAAAGACUCCUUCUCCCAAAGAAGAAGAUGAGGAACCCGAAAGCCCUCCAGAGAAGAAAGCAUCGGCAAGCCCCCCACCUGAGAAGUCUGGAGACGAAGGGUCCGAAGACGAAGCCCAGUCUGGGGAGGAUUAAAAGUGCUCAUGGUUUGGGGAGAGAUUUUAUUAAAAAAAAAAAAGAAAGAAAGAAAGAAAAAAGAGGGGGAAAAAGAGAACCUACUUAAGAUAGAACAUGGUUUUGGCUAUGGCUUGACUCAUGGGCUUUCAGUGCUUUUUUCUAUUUGUUGAAAAUAAUUUUUCUCUCUUCCCCCCUUUCUCACUUUUUCCCUCCCUCUUAUACUCUUCCUCUCUUUCUCCAGAAAACCAUUGUAUAUGGAAGUGUUUAAGUUACCUUUGUGUCUGUUCUUCUCUUUGCCACCACCCCUGUUCCCCAAUGAAAGCCAUGUCAGAUUAAUCACUGGACUGACUGCUCCAUCUUUUUCUUUGUAACGGAAGAUGCACACGUGUGAAGCAAUAAGAUCUGAGAUGGAGACUAUGGGAACUUUGCUUUUGGCUAAAAUGACGUAGCAAGUUGAACAGUAAUCAAAAAACAUAGACAGAUUUUAGUUAAAAAUAAUUGCUUCCUUCUCUGCCUGGACUUCUAAAAAAAUCAAUUGUCAUCUAAUAUGAGUUUAUAUAUCUAUAUACAUAAGUAUAAAUGUCUAAAAGAAAUCAUGACUCUAAACUGAUGAGUCCAGUAGGAGAUAAAGGUGAAUUCUGAAUUGUUACUAAAAGUACUCAUAUUUUUUACCUUAGUGGGUGGGUAUGGAAUGGUGGGGAUAUUCGACCAUAUUUGGGGGUGUGGGUUUUCAUUUUUAUUUCAUCAUUUAUCUCAAAGAGACUUGGAGCCCAUGAUUCUUUUAUCCAGCUGGUCUUUAAGGAGCUUAGAAAAUACAGGGGCUGCCAAAAUUGAAAUCACUUGAUUUCAUACUUUAUUGUCUGGGUCAUGUUUUAAAAAUAUGUAUCCUGUUUUUUGGAUAAAAUUUUACCAAGGAUAAGAGAAAGAAAAAAACCCUAGAACUGAAAUGGCAAAAUGGAUCUACACAUCACAGUGGGUUUCUUUUCAAACUGAGAAUGUUUAGGUUUUACACAAAUAAAUGUUCCAGGUAAUGUGAAACUCAGUCACAAAGGGUUGAGAUUUUUCCUUUAUGAAAACAUAGGUUGAAAUUGUUUUAUGCUGUAAAUGUGCAUUUAGAUCCCAUGAACCAUGCUGUUUUUAUUUGGGGAUAGAACAUUUUCAUUUUUACACCCAGAUCUUCCCAGUUUCUUUGUAGAAACGUGCUAUGAGAUACAUCUUCCCACUUCCUGCUGCUGCGUGGAACACCGCUUCACACCCUGAUCCAGCGGCUGUGCUGUAGGACCCUUCCAGGCUCUGUUCUCCACAUACUGAAAGGAGGGAGAUGUCUUAAAUGCCGCUUUCACGUUAUUGAGGGGCUCAGCCCCUGCUUACUGCUCAUGUUUCUUACAGCAGGAGACUGAGACUCAACUGGACUAGAGAAACGUAUGUGUUCUUUAGGAGGCCUGUGUGCCGUUGGUAACAGGAUCUUUCCACGCCUUAGAGAUAGUCAAGAGAUAGAUCUGUAGGUUUGAUCCUCCACAUCCUGAUAUUAUGCGCUAGUGGGAGCAAAGUUUAAGGGUCCUAGUAGGUUAAUAAUUUGAAAAUUAGUGAAAUUUAACUGCUUUUUUUUCUUGCCUUUUAAUCUAGAUUUGCUUCCUCAGUAGUCUGUGUGGCUUUUUUUUGUCUUUAAGUGGCAACAUGUUUUCCUCAGACAACGUGGCUUUCUUGCAGGUAUUCCCAGGACAAAGGGUUUUAUUUUUGGGGUGUUUUUUUUGUUUUGUUUUGUUUUGGUUUUUUUUGACAAAGGGUUAUUUAAGAAACAUUUUUACUCUGGUUUUUAAGGAACAUUCUUAACUCUGAUUUUGUAAAAAACACCCAGAGUCAGUCAUUUCCUUGUUGCACUGUGUGUUAAAGAACAAAUAGUGUUUAGCACAUGGCCAAAAAUACAGCACUUGGAAUAGAAGUUUGAGUUGGUUUAUCACCUUUCACGAUGUUUAAAUUCAUAGUUGUGAGCAUUGUAAUGAGGGUGUUCGGGAUUAUUCUAUUUGUUUUAGUUCAGGUGUCCAUUUUUAACAAAAAAAGAUUUAUGGUCAUAGAGUAAAAGAUCUGUCAGUGUUUCCAGUGUGCACUUCUAUUUUAAGUCCUACAUUCCUAGUAACAUUUGAGCUUUUCUUAGGUAUGUUAUAUGCAGAUGGGGGGGGGGCUCUUUUUAAUCCUUAGCCUCAUUUUUGUGUGUAACAAUUCUCUUUAAUACAUGAAUCUGCACUACCAUCUCUGUAACAUACGCACAUUAGAGGUAAUCAUGUUUUCUAGGCUAUGUGAUUUGAUUUGGCUUCUUGUUUAGUGACUCUUAAAACUAAUUCAUUAGAUCGAAAGCUGUAUUCUCGAUUUCUUACAGACUGGGCAGAAGGACCUGUGUCCCCAAGUGAGACGGACUCUGAAAGACUUGCUUUUUCCACUUCACUGAUGUUUUUAAAUGCUGUAGUGUUCACUCAAAUCAUGCAUGCAAGUAGAAGGACAGUUAUGGUGACUCAACUGGAAACAGGUGCUCGGUAGUUAGGCUUGCUAAUAGUGUUCGGAUGCGUUACAGCUGAAAUGGGUAGUGGCUGGCUGUUGUCAGUUCCCCUCAGCGAAACCUGCUCUUUUGUUCUAGUGUGCCUAUAGUGAAGUGGCAGUAGCAUUCACUGUCUUAACUUUGCAGUGCUCAGGAAGUAGGAUGUUGACUUUGAAGGUGCUUUUUAUGUUAUCUGAAGUCUAAGCUCCCCUAGGUUUACCUCUGUAACAGAUUUUGGCAGCUAUGCUGACUGACACUACAUUCUAAUUCUUAAGAGUUCUUUUGUGCUGUCCUCCCCUCCUCCAGCUAGAAAUGGGUAGUUUCUGUCUUACUCGUUGGUAACUUGCUGCUGCUUGUAGCCAUCCUCGCCUCAGAUUGGAGUCAGGAGUGGACCCAAGGGUAAAUUAUAAUCUCGGUAAUGGAAGAUUGGCCCUGCUUUCUAAAACACUUCGUAGUUCCACUCUGUUGAUUCCAUAAAGGAAAAAUAAUUGGUGUUUCCUCCUUGAGGAGAUGAGGGGAAAUCUUCUGAUCCUGAAAAAUAAUACAGUAGUUGAAUUCUCUUGAAGGAGCUUUGGGUAGUGACUUUUUUUUUUUCCCCACAGUAACUGCUUUGCCCCAGAAUUUUAAUUCUCAAAUUCAAUACUUGGAACUGGUUCAGAUACCAUUUUCUUAGAGGUAGCAAGUCAAGAUGGAAAUUGAGAUUACAAUCUAAUAAGAUUUUUGAUACUCAUGAGUAUAAUCAAAGUAAACUUGAUACUUCAAAAAAAUAGUUUUAUAUCAAUGAGCAUUCAAAUAAAAGUAAAUUUUAGAGUACUGGUUGGGAAUGAAAUAGUGCUUUUCUUGAAACAAAUUCCAGUUUAAGAGCUGUUUUAAGAGAAAAUGAGCAGAAUUUAAUACCAGGAGCAAUGGGGAAAGCUUUAUAAAAGAUACGUGGCCAUGUGGCUCUUGUAGUGGGUGAGUGCCAGUUGGAACUGUUCAUUCUUUGCCUACAUCAGCAGUAGCAACACUGAAAAGAAAAAACUCACUGAGAUUUUGGAAGGGUGAAACCUGGGUUGUGAUCUUUAUGGAGUUUACACUGAGAUGCUUAACAAGUAAUGCACAUCUCCUGCCAAGAAGUGGGGAAAAUAAAACUGGUUGCUCUUAAGGGUAGAACAUUGUCCUUUUCUCUGUGGGUGAAGCUGAGUCUGUAAAAAUGGAGAGUUGGUUUAUUGUUUGAAUGUUGGAACAUGAAGUUAUCACCUAGAUUUCAAUCUCACCUCAUUUUCCCUUUGUCUUGGAUAAACUCAUUCAUGAUUCUUUUUGAAUAUUAAAUCCAUAACUUAUACUUCAAAGCCUAAUCCGCGAAACUCACAGUGGUGCUGACUGUAAUAACCACUAUUGGGAAAAAUCCCGAAUACCUGCCUGUUGCCAUGCCAGUGGAGUGACUGAUGGGUGACAUCUGUCAGAGCAUGCUUUGUGUGGCCGGUAGAAUGCCGCCGCUGUGCAGACACUUUGUACAUCAGGGGUGAGGGAGGGUUUUCUAGAUUAUUGGGGGGGUGAAACUGGGAUUUUUCUUUAACCCACUCCUUUUUUGAUGGGGUGUGGGGUAUAGUACACAGCUUAUGCCCUAAAAUAACAUGUAUAAAAGCCCCUGAAGUAUUGUGUGGGUGUGCGUAUGAGUGUGUGUUUGUAUACAUCUAGCAAAUUAAACCUUUGUCUUCUGGAAAUUAGUGAAUCCUUUUCUUUUUUUCCUCCAGAAGUAUUUGUUACAGGAUUUGUAAAUAAGAGCUCUACUUAAUUUGUUUACCAUGAACGUGUUGCAACAAACCUUAAACACCUAAUUCCUGCAAGACUUAGAAAGGCUAAGACUUGCCAGGUUUAGCAGCAGCCAAGUUCUCAGUGACUGUUUGCCUUGAUUUGUGUUUUAGACUUUUCAUUUUGCCAGCUCGAAAACUAGUCCUCCUUGAUUUUAGUCCUUAAUCUUCUAUGCUCUGAGCAGGAAGGGUAAAAGAGGAACCUGCUUAAACAUAUGAAUUAGUCCUUGGGCUGAGACCGGGCAUCCUUUACAAUGUCGCUAGAUACAUGAUCAGACACCAGAGGGUUGGGCAUUCUUGCAAUACCUUAACAGUGCUGGAAUCUGCAGCAUGGUACUAAGGAAGUUAAAGUUUGAAUGUAACCACUUUAUUUAAAAGGUUUUUUCUUUAAUUUAAAUGAAAUAGGGUUGAAGUGAACAUGAUUUUGUUGACCAUGUUCGUGAAUUAUAGAUGCAACAUGCAUUGGUAGAAUCGUGUGAUGGUCUUUUGUGAUACUUAAUUUUUACAUAUCCCAGUCUCUGUAUGUAUCUGCAUAGACAAAAAACAAAUUCCGCUUUACUUUUAUUGAAGGGUUUCCAGGACUGCGUGUCUGCUCCUGAGCUCUGUUUUAAGUAUGUAUAUCCUUUGCUUGUAUUUUGUAUUAAAAAAUAAGAAAAAGAACCCCUUAUCGUUGAGCAUGUUGGCAUUGUCCCCUUUAUUUUUCUCUUUCGGGGACAUAUGAAGCAAGUUAUUCUUUUUCUGUAUCUUUUUUUUUUUUCUUUUGUAAACUUUUUUUCUGUUUUGUUUAAAAAUGGCUUUAUAAAAGGGCUUUUAUAACCCA
Messenger RNA from Chinchilla lanigera (long-tailed chinchilla), 6113 nucleotides. RefSeq names its product nuclear casein kinase and cyclin-dependent kinase substrate 1 (gene Nucks1). Gene Ontology annotation, molecular function: double-stranded DNA binding; single-stranded DNA binding. The record is from RefSeq and is a predicted model, not a curated record. Lineage: Eukaryota; Metazoa; Chordata; Mammalia; Rodentia; Chinchillidae. The transcript has 7 exons. Gene Ontology annotation, biological process: interstrand cross-link repair; double-strand break repair via homologous recombination. Gene Ontology annotation, cellular component: cytoplasm. The coding region runs from base 254 to 985 and encodes 243 amino acids.